CCCCUCCCCUCUUUUUUCCCCACGCUUGCCGAGGCCUCCCGAAAGCCGGUUCACCGGGUUCAACCAUGCUUCUGCUUUCAAUUCGACCGUGACCUUGGGUCGGUGACUUCUCUGAGCCUCAGUUUCCCCACCCCAGGAAUGAGAGCGCUUUCCAGUUAGAUUCUCACAGGCAUGCCUCGCUCCGGCUUCCCCUUCCUCUAGCUCUCUCAUUCAGACUUCUUACUCUUGGCCGCAGACCGGACCCGAACCCUUCCCUAACCACACAUCCCAGCGCCCCCUUUGGCGCGGAGAGGGAGUCAUUAAACGUGGGCUGGAGGAAGUACCCUCCACCCCCCUAAACCCAAGAAGCAGCUCAGGAGAGUGAGUUUCUGCAAAGCGGAAAUGAGCUGGGUAUGAGUGAGGUGCUUCAGCCCCCGAAUGCGAUUGUAGGUUGGGGGUGUCUCGUUAUCCACUGAGAUCUCUCCCUCCUGCCCCAGCAUGGAAAUAACUGGAGCAAGAAGACAAGCCAGAUACUAGUCUUACGUGGUCACCUCUCCAAGCUCCCUCAGGUUCCCAGCAACCACCCCCUUAGACUGUUCUAGGUCCCUCUGCCUCCAGAGCCAGGGAGCUGUCCACAUCAGACCCCAGUGCCCUCCCAUCCCUGUACAAACUUUUCCGUGGUUGCAGGAUGGAACACAGCCUCCUGUCUUGCCCAGAGCCCUGGCCAGCCUGCACAGGUCCCUUCCCUGCCCUGUGCACUGCAACCACCCCAGAACUACCCGUGUUUGCAUGACACCAAGCUCUUUGCUCCCUCUCUCUGCCCAUGCUCUGGGGUGCCUAGACUCCAGAUGAUCUGGCUUAUCCUCCCAGGCCCAACUCUGAUGCCUCUUUCCCAUCUCUGCCAGGCAGAGGGGGCUGGACCGUGUUGUUGCCUGUGUGGAGUGUGCUUGGGAGAGGUGAACACCAGCAGGGCCUCCGCAGUCUCCUGUUGCCUUCGUGAAUAUUUACUUUAGAAUUGAACUUGAAGUGUGGGUUCUCUGAUGUGGGCAGAGGUAUAAUAAAGUCUCCUUUUCCUCCUAAAAUCCCUGAUUGUCGAUGACACAGAUUUCUCAGUUCCGCGUGAGGCCCUGAGAAGGACUGGGGGUGCCAUGUAACCUCAGAUGCCCUGUGUGCAUCAACUCAUUGGGUCAUCACAGCGAGGUGGAUUAUUAGCCCCAUUUUACAGGAGAGUAAACAAAGGCUGAGGAGCCAUUCAGUACCCUGCCCAGGAGGGUUCACAUGAGAAUUUGGGAAUUGUGGAUCUAAGUGUCACUCCUUUUGUUGGCGAUGGGGCUAUGUGUGGUCUUGGUCUCAAAGGCACUCACUGUCUGCGGAGACAGAGGAUGAGAGGCAGGCUGUGAGUGUGCCGUAGGGGAGAGCACCAGUGGGCAGUGGGAGGCCAGGAGGGAAGGUGGGCUUGGCUUUGAUCAGUUUAGAAAUAGUGCCGCACUUGCACAGACCCUUGAAAGAUAGAAUUUUGCCCAUCAGGGCCCAGAAGGCGGCAUUCCAAGGCAGAGCGACAGCUUGGGUAAAGGCUUGGAGGUGAGCCCAUGCUCAAAAGAGUAGCCCCGUGGGGGUGGGGAGCCUGGGUUCCCACUCAGACCAGCCUGGCAUUGGGUUACCCUUCGGAGGCCGGCCCACUGCUGGGUUCUGAUCCCUUUGCCAGAAGCAGGGCUCAGUGGGAGAAACAAGAGCUGUGAAACCUAAGAGCCCCACAUCUCCCUCCCUGGGACUCUCCAGCUGGUCAGGACCAGCUGGGGGUGACCCCUGAGUAGCAGCUGCCCCUCCCCCAACUGAUCCCCAGGGAUUCCUGUCCCUUUCCCGGGUCCCCAGGUGCCAGUGAUUCCCAAAGUUCAGAUUUCUUCCCCGACCACUUCUCUGUCUUCCAGAUCCAUCCCCCAAACCCCUCAAACUCCCAAGUCCAUACCCCAGACCCCUCAAACUCCCCAGGACCCACUGCUGCUCCUCCAGCUGGUCUCUUUGCUUUCGCACAGCCCAUGUUUUAGUUAAGAACAAGUCCUGUAACCCGGCCUCUUUGGGGCUCACCUGGGGAUCCCCUCCUCCAUCUCCACAGCCGGGGCCCUGGGCCUGGCCUCUUCAGUCUCCCUGGGACUGCUGCCUUGCCCACCCCUCUCUCUGUGCCCUCUGGCUACCCGCACGCUUCUGCCACAGUCCCUUAGUUUCCCACUCCGCCCCCUUCCUUCCCUUCUUCCCACUUUCCAGUGUGCAUCACCGCUGUGAAGCAACUUUCCCUUUAAAAAUAAUCCCUGGCCCAGGAAUCGCAUUGUACGUGUAUUAACCAAUCCCCUGUUGCUGUGGGUGACCCUGGGGAGUUGCUUGUAAGUAGGUCAUGAAUGCCCAGGGCAGAAGUGCAGGGUCAAGGAUGUGAAGGAUCUUUCUCAAACACCGAUGUGACCCUCUCCUUUUCCUAUAAUUCCACGGUGUCUUGGGGUAAUAGCCCGAGCGGAGUCCAGAGCAGAGCUCACCCCAGCCUGGUCUGGGCUCAGCCAGCCUCCAGCCUCAUUCUUACUCCCCUCCCCUGGCUCCCCUAGUUCCAGGCACACUGAAGGGCUUCUAGCCAAGCAUGGCCUCACCUGUGGCCUUGUUCUCCUGACACCCUCCCCUCAUCUCUUCACCAGCCCAGUCUGGCCCAUUUUUCUGUCCAGGCCAGGCCUCACCUCUUUGGGAUAGGCUCUCUGAUGCCCUCCUCCCAUCCUUCUCGUGGUCACAGAAUGGCUUAUACCCACUCAUCACUGUCUGUUUACACUCCAUCCUCCUUCCUGUGUGUCCGUUGUCCAGGCGCAGAAGAGGCAGUGGAGAAUAUUGUAUGAAUGAAUGGAUGAAUGAGUAUUUAUUAAAGCACAGCUCUCAGGAGGGGAAAGAACUCCAGGGAUUCUGAAGUCCUGAGUUCAAGUCAUGGCUGGGCCAUAGAUGCUGUAGGCCUCGGUAAGCUCCUGUCCUCUUCUGGUCCUCAGUGUCCCCACCUCCACAAUGGGAAUCAUUACUAGCCCUGCUGUGCUCAUGUCACAGGGCUGCUGUGGGGAUCAGUUGAGCUGUGUGACAGUUAGCUGGGUGGUGCUGAGGCCUGAGCUGGCAGAGCUGGAUGGGGAGUUUACUCCAGCUGGGACUGGCUGUGGCUCAGCUCAGGACCCCUGGCACAGGCACGCCAGGCAUGUGGAGAUGGGAGGCAGGGUGGCUGCCUGGACAAAGUACUCGAGUUGAGCUCUGGAGCAUGGAAAGAAUUUGGACCAGGUGGGGAAGGCACUCCAGGUGGAGGAUAGGAGGAAUACAGGCUUGGAGGAGAAACUCCAGCUUCAACUGGCAUAAAUCUGAGCUUCUGCUAUGAAAGCUCAGCCUGCCCUGUUUUCUGCUGCGAGUCCUGAGGGCCCACGUCUUCUGGACUAGGCUCCCUCCUUCCCUUCUGCCCGCCCCUCGUGACCCUAACCUGAGCCGGGAUUCUACCCUCAAGAUCUAUCCCUGUAAACUGUCAGGGGCCAAGCAGUGACGGGGCAUUUGUUCUCGGUGGAGUAUAAGAAUUCCUACAGACCUAUGGCUGUAGCUUCCUGUGCAGCUGAGUAUGUGGAGGGGGCUGGGGAUUUUGUUUGGUGUCAGAGUGGGAGCAGACUCCGAGCUUUGGCCUCUAAAGAGAUGCCUUUGGGACAUGGGGUAGUGGGUGGAGCUAUUGCACACAAGGUGGAGAGAACCCUGCAAGCUGUGGCCCGUAGGCUUCCUGGACGUUAUCUCAUUUGCUCCUCUCACUGCCCUCUUCAGAGAGGCAGUAUCCCCAUUUUACAGAUGUAGAAACUGAGGCUCCGAAAGGCAAAUGAUUUGCCUAAGGGUCCAAAACAAGAUGAGAAUUUGAAUCUGACUACUAAACCUUUUCCUCUGCCACGCUGCCAGGCUACUCAGAACCCUGAGAAGCUUUUAAGGCACCUGCCAUGAGCUGCCUCCCUGGGGUGAAUUCCAGGGAAAUAAGUCGACAGAAGAAAAAGCAAAACAUCGGUCGAUAAGCAGGUUCAUGGCAGCUUUAUUGGUCAUGUUGAAAACUGAGAAACAGCUGUGGCUAAAUGUUCAGAAAGAGGAGGAAGGUCAGGUUAUGCAGGGCCAAUGCUUUCCAUGAGAUAUUCCACAGCCAGUGAAGAGAUAAUGUAACUGCCUUGGAAGACUUAUAUGGAAAAAUCUGAUCACUCAUCCCACCAGCCUGUACUGAGCAGGCACCCUCUAUCAGAUACAGGAAUACACAGCGGAAGCAGGACGUGGAGUGGUUGGUGUACAAUGGUCCUAGGUGGGCUGUGAUUCUGUUUACAGUCAGUGGGCACUGGGCAAGAAGCACGUGGGCCUGAGUUCUAGCCUAGCCCUCUGGUCUGCAAGUGCAACUUAGGGCAAGCUAUUCAGCUUUGCUGAACCUCAGUUUUCCCAUCUAUAAAAUGAGGAGAUACUGCCUCCCCCCGGCAUCUCCCCCGUAGUCUAGUGAUGAGAAUAUUUAGAGCCCCAGUGGACCAGCCCAGUGUAAUCAUGGACUGGUUGUGGUGUGGUUCUCAACCUGGGCUGCACAUUGCAGUCACCUGAUGGCUUUAAAACUGCUGAUGCCUGGAUCCACCUCAGGGAUUCUGGUGUAACUGAUCUGGGGUCAUUUGGAAGAGGGCACAGGGAGUUUAAACAGCUCCCCAGGUGAUCUGCUCUAGAGCAGGGCCCUCACACUUUAGCAGGAUCAGCAUCACCAGCAGUACUUUUAAAAUGCAGGUUCCUUGGUCCCACCCCGCAGAGUUUCUGCUUCAGUAGGUCUGGAGAGGAGCUUGAGAAUCUGAAUUUCCACUGAGUCCCAGGUGAUGUUGAUGCUGCUGGUCCAGGAACCACACCUUGAGGACCAGUGCUGUGGACGGAUGACUGCACCUUCUUCAAUAAGAAGGACAUCCUCAAGCUCCAUGCACGGUUCUAUGAGCUGGCCCCCAACCUGGUCCCGAUGGACUACAGGAAGAGCCCCAUCGUCCACGUGCCCAUGAGCCUCAUCAUCCAGAUGCCGGAGCUCCGGGAGAACCCCUUCAAGGAAAGGAUCGUGGAGGCUUUUUCUGAGGAUGGGGAGGGGAACCUCACCUUCAACGACUUUGUGGACAUGUUUUCCGUGCUCUGCGAGUCGGCUCCCCGCGAGCUCAAGGCAAACUACGCCUUCAAGAUCUACGACUUCAACACUGACAAUUUCAUCUGCAAGGAGGACCUGGAGCUGACGCUGGCCCGGCUCACCAAGUCGGAGCUGGACGAGGACGAGGUGGUGCUCGUGUGCGACAAGGUCAUCGAGGAGGCUGACCUGGAUGGCGAUGGCAAGCUGGGCUUCGCCGACUUUGAGGACAUGAUCGCCAAGGCCCCUGACUUCCUCAGCACUUUCCACAUCCGGAUCUGAGGACAGUGCCAAGGUAGCAGAGGCCCAGAAGCCGACCACCCAGCUCUGCUGCCUACACGAGUGUGACCUCCAGGCUCCCCAGGAGAGGAGCUGUGGCCUCCGGGGUUUACACCCAAGAACAUUUCCUUGGCCCUUUGAGCAAAAAAUCCUUAACCAGGCAAGGGGGGAUGUGAGGAGCAGGGCCCUUCCCAGUCCCCCUGUGGUCCCUUCACAGGCCCUCCCUCUGUCCCCUACCACCUUCCCAACACCCCAGUCCUCUCCCCGUCAGACAUGGCCCCACUGGGAGGGAAGGCAGGACACCUAACAGGGCCGGGCUGCUGACUUGCUCAAGUGCUGGGCAGGUGCCCUGGCUGCCCAGGGCAAAGUGAAAAAAGAAAAAGAAGACAAGGGUUUAACGAGCUAUGCAAUCUUUCUCCAAAACCCACAGCUGGAGUACACCCCGGCCCCUCCUGUCCCUUCUCCCCUGACCCUUCCCAAUGUGAAGCUGUGUAAGCAGUCAGUCCAAGGGCUCUGUCCCUGUCUCUGUCCAGGUCCUGAGCAUGGUUCAUACUCCAUAUGAGCCACUCCAUCCACCUUCCCCAGCGACAUGGAAUCCUCACUGGUGUGUGCUGUCCACAGAUUUGUGAAUUCCUGGUAGUAAAACACUUUCAUGUCA
Molecule: messenger RNA, 6071 nt
Organism: Camelus dromedarius (Arabian camel)
Lineage: Eukaryota; Metazoa; Chordata; Mammalia; Artiodactyla; Camelidae
Gene: CIB2
Product: calcium and integrin binding family member 2
Exons: 6
Coding region: 4982-5416 (144 amino acids)
Biological process (GO): calcium ion homeostasis
Cellular component (GO): cytoplasm; stereocilium; cell periphery
Molecular function (GO): calcium ion binding; magnesium ion binding
Source: RefSeq, a predicted model, not a curated record